AUGUCCAAAGAACAAAAUAAAUUCAAACAUAUCCUCCUCGUCCCCAACAUCGUCUCAGAUCAAGCCUUCUUGCAAAGACACAAGACAUUCCAAACCUAUGUGAAAAAAGCUCAUUCAGAUCUCUAUUAUCUGUAACUGAAGAAGAUCGGAGGGUUGAGAAAAUCUAUUGCUGAAAAGGCUGAUUAUGGCUAAGUCCUACAAUAGAUCAAAAGUAACAGACUACAGAAUGAGUAUAUGAAUCAACAGAAGAAGAACCAAGGGUUUAUGUACAAUAAUUAACUAUGGUCAGAUAAGUACUACAAUCAAAUCUACCAGAUGACUCGUCUGUCUCAACUCUCAGAAGUUCUCAGCAAACAAAAAACUAAGGGGAGAGAUUAACUAAUCAAGGAUUUCGAAAUCUAUUUUAAUAAACAUGUUCAUCCUGCCAAUGAUGAAUUCGCUGAAAUAUAGAAGGUUCUCCCCAUUUCCACCUGCACUACUAAGAGUAGCUCAAGAAUCAACUCCUAAAAAUUCAUAUUAGCUACUGAAAGACGGUUAAAUUCUAAACAAGACACCCAAGAUCAUGAUACUAAUAGGAUCAAAUCUUUAUCACCUUCAUUUCAUAGGACAGUUAAUGACAAAUUAUUAACCCUCAUUGACGAAGCUAACAAUUUACACACACAAAAUCUUGAAACUAUUAAAAAAACCAGGCAAUUCUAAACUGAAUAAUCCUCUUCUCGAAAAAUAAUGCAUUCUUAGAUCCAAAGAAGAAAUGAACGCAUCAAUCUUCAAAUCACUAUGAGAAACAAUUAAAUACACUUUAAAAAUAAAUUUGUAUAAGAAAGAUUUUAGAAGGAAAUAGAAAAAUUAUCUGCUUAGAACCUUUGA
This is a messenger RNA of Paramecium tetraurelia, 867 nucleotides long. RefSeq lists its product as uncharacterized. The record is from RefSeq and is a predicted model, not a curated record. The transcript is spliced from 2 exons. NCBI's taxonomy places the organism in Eukaryota, Ciliophora, Oligohymenophorea, Peniculida, Parameciidae.